Molecule: messenger RNA, 740 nt
Organism: Rubroshorea leprosula
Lineage: Eukaryota; Viridiplantae; Streptophyta; Magnoliopsida; Malvales; Dipterocarpaceae
Source: the annotation of a GenBank genome assembly
GUUAGAAGACCUCCCUCCCUCCUCUUGUGCUACUAAAGCCACUGGCGCGUCUUCGUUUUCCAUCUCAUCUCAGAUGGCGAGGGAGUUGUAGAGGCAGACGACCAUGGGCUAUCAUUUCGUGCUAUAGUGGUUGUUGUGGUUGAUUGUGUUGUGUUGGAGUCUGAUAGGAGCUUAAUAAAGAUUUGGGGAUCUGGUGGUGGCAUUGAGAUGAUAAGUGAGAGACGGGAUUUUUUGAGAUGCUCUGCCAAAGAAAGAGGAACAGAGAGCUUCAAGUAUAAAAAAAGAAGAAGUAAUUUCUCUUUUGAGAAAAGUUCAGUCUAUUUGAACUCUUAUUUUCAAUUCUUGCAUAUUGAUGAUAAAUUUAUGUUCAUUAUUGUAAAUAAUUAAAUUGUGAAUCUGGAGCUUUGGUUAAUUUUACACGAUUUCUGUUAAGUUUUCAACUUAUUGUACAUUUUUUCUUAUCCAGUCUGGUUAUCAUACUGAUUGAAUAUGGUUUUGUUAGAUGGGUACUUGAAAAUCAAGUUCUUGGUCAAUCAACUCUUCAAGUGGCCAGGACUUAGCUUCUGCUUUAACUUGAUGUGACUUUUGUGAUGAGGUGGAGGAAAAUGCUAUUCACCUGUAAACAUUGUCAAGUGGCUUUUAGAAUUUGGGAAGAAUGUUUCAUGGUAGGGGAUUGAGAUUGUCAUUGCAGGAUGCUGUCCUGAUGCAUUUCAUCAACAUGGGCACAUUUUCACUCACUC